GGGAUCCAGCGCACAGCAGGAAAUGGAAGAGGAGAGGGAGAUACUGUCUCCUGUCUUACAGUGGAAACCUGGAGCAGAGAGAAAAGGUCCAGUCUCUUGAAGUAACUCCAGUCAAGAAAUUUCCAGUUGAGGCUGAUUCAGUCCAGGAAAAGCUUUCGGAUCCGAGCCAGACUAGCCGUCCUCUCACCCCCUGUUUGGGUACACCAGGCUCCCAGGCUCUGCAGGACCUGAUGGAGCUGGCUGAGGAAGUUAAAGACAAUGCUGUGGAUAAACUUCCCUCAAGAGGUUUUAUUCCAGAGACAAAAGACAAGACGCCGCCCAAGGAAACCUCAGUGUUUGUUUCAAAGCUAGCAUCAGAUCUGAGCAGCAUGGUGAACAACCCUCAGCUCAGUGAUGUGCAGUUACAGGUGGACAGCAGGGACGUUUUCUUCACUUCAUGCCCACUGCUGGCCAAUAUGGUUCAUGACUCAGGUUUUGGUGUUCAGGAGGAGGGUAUGCCUGUCUCUCAGAGGGUGUUGUUGGGUAAUGUGCUUGGGGAGGCAGUACUGGCCCUCCUGCAGUAUCUUUACACAGCCCAUCGUCCUCUGACACACACACUGCUACCCCACAUACAGGAGCUCGCCGAUAGGUUUGGUUUAGCUGAGCUGCAGCAGUGUGAGGAAUAUUCUGGAGGUGUUGGGGAAGACCCAAGAGAGGAAUCUGAAGGCAUGUUUCCAGCACCUGAGCCUCAUCUCGGGGAGCAAGAAUACCAGAACUUGGCAGAAAACAACUUUUUGGAGCUCCUCCAAUCAAUGUGGCAGCACAGGGACAGCGAAGAAGAGGAUGCUUUCAAACAGACUGGCGGUGAGGAAGGAGACAUGGCAGAGGAGCGAGAGAAAGAAGAUGAAGAAAAAGAGGACCGUGAGAUCAAUGAGUUUGCAGCGACACAAAGGAAGAUAGAGACGAUCCUGGAGGCUACGACCAAGACCGAAGAAUAGGAGGGAGAUGCAAAUACAUCCCUCAGAAAUGAGAAGAAAUAUGAGACUAAAGACAGGAAUGAGACCGAAUCCCUCUCAGAGAAAUCUGCCAACAGUUGUCAUAGUAACAAACAGGGCGUGGACGGGAUGGAGGCUGCCAUGGUAACAAGUCCACCAGAAGAAACCAUUAAAAACCCCAAUUCGGAGACUGAGAGAGUUUGUUUGAUUUCAGAAUUAGAUGAAAACUUGAAACUUGAGUUGGAUGCCAGUCUAGACGAGAGCUAUGUCCAGUCUGUAGGGGAAUGCAUGGAACCGUCACAGACGCCGGUGUCCUGCUCUCAGCAACAACGUUACAAGCCAUCGCACACACUCCACCAAAACACACCCGCCCCGUUUCGCUAUUCAUGUGCUAGUGAGGUGAUCAACCUGUCGAUAAGCCCUCCACGUAGCUGGUGUGUGUCAGGUGAGACCAACUUCCCCAUGCCUGGAGUGUCUCCUGGUCCUCAUGAGGGUGAACAUGCAGGUAAUUCUCCACAAACAAAAGACUAUUCAGUUUGCCAGAGAAGCAAGAACCCUGCUUCCCCUCCAGAAUCUCAACCCAAACAGGUUGAGCUCAUCGUUCUCUCAGAUUCUGGUGAUGAAAUGGAUAUAGACGGUGGCUGCAAUGCUUUGUCUCCUCUGUCUCCUUUCGAAUCUCCCUCAGAACCUCUUCAGACGUCCACAAGCUAUGCUUGUAACAGUUUCAAAGAAUCUUGAUCCCAAGGCCAUGCUGGCAAAUUGGUAGACACUUCCAAGCAGGUGUCAACUGAUACAGAAGCCAGAUCUGGCCCAUCAGAGCACUGUAGCCCUGGGAUUGCGAAUGAAAGCGUGUUUGAUGGCUCUGCUGAGGUUUCCUGGCUGAUUCCAGCCACUCCGGUACCAUCCACACGCUGUAGCUCUUCCCAGACCUGCAUCAGCAUGCGCCAAACCCAACUCUUCCCCAACUCAUGGUCCUCUUCUACCUCUUCCUCUGCCUCGGGUGGUUUGAAACCUGCUAGCUUUGAUUCUUCAAGCAGCUGCUGCUUAAAAGAGAAGCCAGUAUCCUUGCCUGAAUUGCCCAAAUCUCAUCUGAAUCCCUUUAAAGAAUGUCAUAGCACUGAUAGAAAUAGCUCUCCAGGUUUUCAGAGACCACUUCACCAUUUCAGGCUCCCUUGGGUUCCUUCUACAUAUGUUUCUGAUGGCUCCCACAUUGGCAGGAUCAUGGGACAACGAACCCAGGGUGUCUCCAAGCCCUCAAGUAGCACUCCUCUCCAUUCAGACUCUUCCUUAAAACAUCAGAUCCCGUUUGGCUCCUCUGUGGUUGAUGACUGUGAGGUUUGGCUCAGGGAUAGUAGAGCUAAUGCUAGAUCAUUCGGCAGUCAGGGAAAAGUUGUCUUAGUGUCUCUACAACUGAGUUAUUCUUCCCCUAGUAAGACACCUGAGAAGAAGCAGAGUAGCUCUCUUGAGCAGGGAUGCUCCAGUCCGUCCCCGAACUCUCAAAGCUACAGUCAUCCAGAAAGAUGCAAGAAGAGGGAGAACGAUGGGGUAGAGCGAAUGGAAUUGGGAGAGAAUCCAAAUCAAAGUGAUGAAGAAUUGGUGGAUGUUGCGGGAAACUCUUUAAGUGACAUGGAUGAGCCUGGAAGAAGAGCGGGAGAUGAAAAUCCGAAUCAAAGUGUUGACAAAUUGGUGGAUAUUGCAGGAAACUCAUUCAAUGAUAUGGAUGGGUCUGGAAGAAGAGUGGGAGAAGAGAAUCCAGAUCAAAGUGUUGACAAAGUGGUGGAUAUUGCAGGAAACUUAUUUAGUGGCAUGGACGAGCCUCCUAUAGUGUUUGAUGACUCCUGGGGUUUGGAUGGAGGAGGUGGAAGCCAGAAACCCUGCUUUAGUCUACGGCUUGACAGCAGCGAAGAUGUAGUCAGUCCACCAGGUCUCGAGGGUAAAGGACCAAUGCCCACGUCUCAUCUUGAUUCUGGCGCUUGUACCAAAACUCCUGAUCCAAGUCCAGGUCCAUUUAAUCACAGCCUACCUGACCCUGACAUGUGGGAUGAAUGGAAAGUAGAGGAGGUGGCUUCCCUUCCUCUUUCUCAGAGGUUGAAAGCUCCCUCUGCCAAGAGAGUUGCCGAACUAAAGACUCCAGUUGCUUGCAGAAAGAGGAAUAAAGGGCCGCUGGUGCCCAUCACUCCCAUGCCUGGCUUUUCCGAUAUGGACACACCAGAACUAAAAAACAAACUCAACAGGUUUGGCGUGCGUCCACUGCCCAAGAAGCAGAUGGUUCUGAAGCUGAAAGAGAUCCAUCAAUACACCCACCAGCUGCAGAGCUCAGAGUCAGAGGAGGAGACCUCCGGACCCCAACGCCCCCCGAAUGCCUCCAACUCCCAGUCUGCUCCGCUCUCCUUUAAGCAGCCUAUAGCGCCCCCUGCUGUCUCAUUCGUGAAACCGCCACCAAGUGAAGAAGAUGAGCUUUUAUCAGCCUCUCAAGACUCGAAUACAUCCUCCACUGCGGAGUCUGACAGAUACAGCUCGUACACGACUAGAUACAUAAUUAAUACUACAAGGAAACGUAGUUCAAUGUAUUUCUUCUUCUCAGAUCAAACCCAGAGCUGUGUGUGUCUGAAGACGAUGACUCGGAAAGCGAGGGCAUCACGGCUGUUGUGCGUGAGAAGGACAAACUCCUGGCAGUUCAUCAGUUCAUCCUAUCCAACCCCAAGCUGUACGCACGAGUGCUGCAGUACCAGCCUCUCUCCCUGGCGGAGCUGCAGUCCAGCUUGAAAGCAGCGGGCAUCAGGUUAGGUGCUGCUUAACUACUAGACUUCCUGGACUCUCAGUGCAUUACUUUUAGUUCGGCCAAACAGGGCCAGAAUGCAUCUUCCCACAGGAAACGACGCGUUAAUACGACAACCAGUGGCAGUGCAGCCAGAAGAGGAAGGAAAAAAGCAGCUAUAAGCCCAAUGGAGGAGUCGCAUGUGGGCUGAAAUAAAAUAAUGUGGUAAAACAACAGGAUUUUAAGAAUAAGCUGUUAAAGGACAAUAGUGGUUUUCAUCUUUUCAACUAAACAAAUGUCUGACACACACUCUAUUGCACUAUUCCAUUAACAAGAUUGAAACGAAAAUGCAUUUUUUUUUUUUACAGUGUUUAAAAUGAAAAUGUUAUUUUUUAAAUGAAUUUAAUUUAAUGUCUGGAUAAUGUAAUUAAAAAACAUUUCUUAAUGUAUGUGUCACGUGUUUGUAUACAAGAAUGGGUUCGAUGUAAGCUGUUUUAUGUUCCAAUAGUUGCCUCUCAAACAAACUCCUUACCAAAGUUACAAAAACAGUCAAUAAUUGUGCAAUCAACCAUUUUUUCAUGAAUAAAAUGAAGAUUGAAAAGCAAUCAA
Messenger RNA from Carassius auratus (goldfish), 4341 nucleotides. It is a transcript of the gene slx4, whose product is annotated as SLX4 structure-specific endonuclease subunit homolog (S. cerevisiae). The record is from RefSeq and is a predicted model, not a curated record. NCBI's taxonomy places the organism in Eukaryota, Metazoa, Chordata, Actinopteri, Cypriniformes, Cyprinidae. Gene Ontology annotation, biological process: resolution of meiotic recombination intermediates. Gene Ontology annotation, cellular component: Slx1-Slx4 complex.